UACUACUCUUAUCUACGAAGACAGGCCUACCAACAAAGUGGCGGAUUGUUUGGCAAAAAAUUUAAGAAAAUCUUUUUUUUUUUGGUUAAUGAAAGCUGUGUUUUCCAUUCCCCUCCCAUGGAUUGUAAUUUCAGGGAAAGCAGGUCUAUAGCUAUGUAGGAAGGAUGGCUGCUCGAUUCUACAAAGAAGUAAAUCGUCGAAAACUGCUGAAAUGAUUUCUACUAGUCGGGGCUCCGAUAUUCAAAUGCUUAAGAGAAUAUGUUCGGAGAGGAAACGGGCCAACGAGUGCAACACACGACUGUGAUUGUUGGGCUUUUUAAGCCACCCGAGUUCAUUAAGGGUUCGAAACAGCACUUUAAUAAUAUUCGAGUUUUAUUUCUAUUAAAUUUUCGUAUUAGGAUUUUGUGUUAACUAUUUAAACACUUUUGAGCCGUCAUUAAAAAUCAACUAUUCUUUUAAUAAUAAUUUUCUGAGAGCGUAUCUCUUUUCUAGUGAAUUAUGGAGUUUUGACAGAUUUAUCGCUUGUAAGUCUGUUCGUUCGUUCUAGGAUUAGCGUUUGUUUUUCUUUGAUAUUUCCGAUUGCGUCAAUGACCGAUUCCCAAAUUUAAUCUACUACGGAAUAGUUCCUUUUUUUUAUAAAAAAAAAAAAAAAAAAAAACAAUGACAAGUUUAGUUUUUUGUUUUUUAAGGAAAUAAACAAUACAAGUGUUGAUAAGAGAUCAUGCUGAGUUCUGCUUCUUCAUAUGAGUCUUCCAAAUUAAUCAAUUAGAUAAAUUUUUAGAUUUUGCUGAUAAAAAAAUGGCUGAUGACGAACCACAACAAGUCCAUGUCGUUUUCUUCCCAUUCAUGGCAUACGGCCACAUGAACCCGACCCUAGAUAUCGCAAAACUCUUAGCAGAUCGAGGUGUCAAGGCAACCAUCAUCACCACACCACAUAGCCUACCAAUCAUCACAAAAGCCGUCGAAGAGAACAAAGUCGGAUCCCCAACCGGAACCGUUUAUUUUGAGCUCUUCAAAUUCCCAUCAACACAGUGUGGCCUGCCUGAAGGAUGUGAGAUUGUAAACCAAGCCAUAACGAUUGGCAUGGUACCAAAUUUCAUCAAGGCAGUCGGGAUGCUGAAGGAGCAACUCGAACAGUACUUGGAGAAGACACGGCCUAGCUGUCUGGUGGCUGAUAUGUUCUUAACAUGGACGACUGAAUGUGCAGCAAAGUUUAACGUCCCUAGAGUGGUGUUCCAUGGUACUUGCUACUUUGCUCUUUGUGCUCAGGAAAUUGUUAGGUUAUCUACGCCUUAUAAGAAUGCCACGUCUGAUGUAGAACCCUUCAUCAUUCCUUCUCUACCACAUGAGAUUAAGAUGACAAGACUGCAAAUUUCAGAGGAUUUGAGGAAAGAAGAGCUAACUGAUGCCAAAAAGGAAUUGGAUUUGAUCAAAGAGUCAGAACUCAACAGUUAUGGGGUGAUUGUUAACAGCUUCUAUGAGUUGGAACCUGAUUAUGCAGACUUUUUCAGUAAAGAAUUAGGAAGGAGGGCUUGGCAUAUUGGACCAGUUUCUCUCUGUAAUAGGACUAGCAUUAAAGACAAAGCACAAAGAGGGAACUCAAAUGAUCAAGACUCAAGCUUAAAAUGGCUCAACUCAAAGCAACAGGAUUCUGUCAUUUAUAUCUGUUUUGGAAGCAUGACUCAAUUCACAGUGUCGCAGCUGCAUGAGAUCGCAGUAGCAUUAGAAGCUUCCAAGCAAGAUUUCAUUUGGUUUGUAAAGAAUGAUGAAGACGAAAAGAGUCAAGAGUGGUUGCCGACAGGAUUCAAACAAAGGAUGGAAGGUAAAGGCUUGAUACUAAGAGGUUGGGCUCCGCAGUUGCUAAUCUUGGAGCAUGAAGCCGUAGGAGCAUUCGUGACUCACUGUGGGUGGAACUCAAUACUAGAAGGCAUCACUGCUGGUGUGCCGAUGGUUACAUGGCCUGGUUUUGCAGAGCAAUUCUACAAUGAAAAACUGGUAACCCAGGUAACAAAGACAGGGGUCUCAGUGGGAGCUAGGAUAUGUAGUAUGGUUCCCUUUAUUGAUGAUUUGGUGAAAAGGGACGCAAUAGAGAAAGCUUUGAGAGAUGUUAUGGAGGGAGAUGAGGCACGGGAGAUGAGAAACAGAGCAAACAAGUUGAAGGAAAUGUCACACAAGGCUGUUGAAGAAGGUGGUUCAUCAUAUUCGAGUUUAGGUGCAUUCAUAAAUGAGUUAAAAGCAUCACCAUGCUUGACUUCAUUAUUACUGUAGUAUAAUUCUUACAUCUUUUAGAUUGUUUUCUUCAAAACUCCGAAAAUUUCUACCUUCAACUUGUGCUGUUACCAUCCAAAAUAAGAGGUCUGGUAUGAUUUCUGCCACCAAUAUUUGUACCGUCUUCCUCAUGCCACAUUACUAUAGCCGUAUCAUAAAUACUUAUGACCCUUCAACCACAAGAAGAAUUAAGAGAAAGGUCUUCCGAAGACAAA
Messenger RNA from Spinacia oleracea (spinach), 2483 nucleotides. RefSeq names its product scopoletin glucosyltransferase. The transcript has a single exon. Bases 799 to 2268 code for a protein of 489 amino acids. NCBI's taxonomy places the organism in Eukaryota, Viridiplantae, Streptophyta, Magnoliopsida, Caryophyllales, Amaranthaceae. Gene Ontology annotation, molecular function: UDP-glucosyltransferase activity. The record is from RefSeq and is a predicted model, not a curated record.